AUGACAACUAAAAAACUAUUAAAUAAGCCUCAAAAAGUUGCUGAUGAAUCCAUUGUGAAUUAUCAAGAAAAUUGGAAAAACAAAAACAGACUUGACGAAAAUGUGGAUCCAGAUUCCACUGAAGAAGAAAUUUCUAAUGAUAAUUCUUUAAAUGUUGUUAAAUCAAUAAAAAAUAAUGAUAAUGAAACUAAAACUUUUAAAACAGAUGAAUCUAAAGAACUUAUUUCAAAUCAUACAUCGGAGUUGAAAUUUUUAUCAACCCCUGUUGCAAUUUCCGUCGAAUUACCAACUGAAGAAAAUAGUAUUUUAUUUAAUAAAAAUUUUAAUUUCUCUGAGCCAAAAUUCCAUUCUACCUCUGAAACAUAUCCUGAUACAUCAAAAUCGUCAAAUAUUCCGGGUAAAGAAAACGUAGAAAAUAGUUUUUCAAUAGUCUGA
Molecule: messenger RNA, 435 nt
Organism: Parnassius apollo (apollo)
Lineage: Eukaryota; Metazoa; Arthropoda; Insecta; Lepidoptera; Papilionidae
Source: the annotation of a GenBank genome assembly